This is a messenger RNA of Falco peregrinus (peregrine falcon), 1874 nucleotides long. It is a transcript of the gene CEP57L1, whose product is annotated as centrosomal protein 57 like 1. The transcript has 11 exons. Lineage: Eukaryota; Metazoa; Chordata; Aves; Falconiformes; Falconidae. The record is from RefSeq and is a predicted model, not a curated record. Bases 240 to 1595 code for a protein of 451 amino acids. Gene Ontology annotation, molecular function: identical protein binding; microtubule binding; gamma-tubulin binding. Gene Ontology annotation, cellular component: centrosome.
AUCACCCCACCCUCCUUACAACUGUCCACAGAUCUGUCUCCUUGGAAACAGCAGAACUUGUUUAUGUGAAAGUAAUAAGGAAACUAAUCGAUGUGUAGCAGCUGCAGGCAUACGAGGGAGCCAUGUUCCACUGGAGUACAUCGGAAAAGUGAAUCUCUGCUUAUGCUGCCUGCCAAAAGGCUGUGGAUUUUGAAUCAAAGAACAGUUUCAUAGGAAGCUUUCUUCAGCCACCAGAUAAGAUGCUUCCUGCAGCCUUUGCUUAUACAGAAUCAAAGAAGUUGGCAGCUGUUGGUGGUGACAGGCCUUCUAUCCCCAAUAACCAAGCUGUGGUGGCAGCCCUGAAAACUCUUCAAGAAAAGAUCCGCCAUCUAGAGUUGGAGAGGUCACAGGCUGAAGAUCAUCUGUGCAGCCUCUCCAUAGCAGCGGCUCAGUAUAAGGCCUUGGAGAAUGAAUCCUACAAAAAGAACACAGCACAUCAAGAACUGAUGCAACAGAGGAAAGAUUUAAGUGUGCAGUUAAAUGCAGCACAAUCCCGCUGCUCCCUGCUGGAGAAACAGCUGGAUUACAUGAGAAAAAUGGUUUCCAGUGCGGAACUGGAAAAGAAAAUGGUUUUAGAACAACAGACCCAGCUUCAGAAAGGGGAAGAUCAGAACUGGUUGGAACUGCAUGCAAAACUUGAAAAGCUUGAAAUGCUAGAAAAAGAGUGUCUUAAACUUACUGCUACUCAGAGAACUGCAGAAAACAAGAUCAAACACUUAGAAGAAAAGCUUUGUAAGGAAGAGCAGCAGCGUAAGCUAAUGCAAGACAAAACUGCUCAGCUUCAAAUAGGAUUUGAGAUAAACAAAAUUUUGAUGUCUUCAGUAAUGUCUCAAAAUGAACCUAAAAAAGAAAAUGGGAAGAAGAAAAAAACUAAGAAGAGAAAUCCUACAAUGAAGAAAAUCCACUUUUCACAAUUACAUGUAAAGGCUGGUGAACUACCUUUUGUGGCUGGGAAGUCUGUCAGCUCCAGCCAUUCUGUUAGCGCAAACGUACAAAGUGUAUUGCAUAUUAUGAAGCAUCGGAAUCCACAUAUCUCAUCACGAAGACAAGGAGGAACUACACCAGGAAUUUUAGGACGCAGUGCACUUUCAAAAUCUGUAUCCUCUUGUUCCACAUCACCUACUGCCACCGGAAGUCUUUCGGACGUUCUGUUGGCCAUACAAGAUGAGCUGGGCCAAAUGAGCUUUGAGCAGCAAGGACUUCUGAAACAGAUAGAGGAGACUCAAGACUCCAAAGUUCGUGAAGACCUAGAAAAGGACCUGGAUUGCCUUGUGAAACAAAUGGAGAUUAAAGGAGAACAAAUAUCCAAGCUGAAAAAGCAUCAGGCUACUGUGCAGAAAUUAAAGAGAAAAACUCAGAAAUUGAAGCAAGGGGCAGCUCAUAUCAGACUAAAGUGUGGUGACCAAAAGGAAGCAAAGGAGAUUGCAGUCACUGUAAAGGAAAGUAUGUCUAAAUCUUGUCCUGGACAGAAAAGCAGAAGCUCUCUUCAGUUGCUAAAAAAUGUGCGGAAACUUCAGUCAACACUGAAAAAUGAUGAUAUAAUGUGGGAACAAUAGUUCUAAAGUUUACUGUGUUAGAAGUUUCUGAAGUCUGACAGCUAGUACAUUUUUAAUUUCACAAAAUACUUUUAAAAAAUAAAAUAGGUAUAGCAUAGAUAUAGACGUUCUAAACUGCCCACUCAUUAGUAGGUCAGUUUGUUCACCUCAGAAUUAACUUUUAUGUAGGGUACCUGUAAUUCAACUACAAUGACUUGUAAUAAAGUGUUUUGAUGGAUUAAUGAAAUGCUUACUUGUUAACUUGUCAAAUAAAAUUUUAUAGCUUUUUAACAUUUAAAA